AGUGCAAAACACGAUCCUGCUGCUUUACCAGUUCGUGACACUGGUGGAGCUGGGGUAUAACACAUGCAUGAUGUCCGUCCGGUAUGCGGAGGCCGAGGUUCAGCAGGGCGACAGUACGGAAGACUUUCUUGAAACCGUGUACUGGGUGGUUUGGUUUUUAGUAGAGAUAUUUGUACUGUGCUACUUCAGUCACGAUACAGUGGAGGAGGCACGUCGGACAGUUCAUCUUCUAAGGAUGCCAAAUAUUUACGGACCAUGCCAACGAAUCAACUUUCGCACGAUUUCUCAAGAACAACUAGUGUUUCGGAAUGUCAAGACGAGCAUCUCCUGUUGUGGACUCUUCACCAUCGAUCUGACAUUAUUCCAUGCGAUUAUUGGUGCUACAACAACGUACCUAAUCAUUUUGAUUCAAUUCGAUCAAUCGUUUAACGGUGAUUAAGCCGUUCGAUUGUUGUACACUCGGCCAUAGCCAAACGCCUGCCACACAUAGGUUUUUCAGGAAAAAUCAUACAAACAACGUUGUUUCGCAUUCGACGCGUUUCGGCAUUGCCCUUUAAUUACCCGAUUUAAAUGCAUAUGCUACGGAAUUGCCCAUGUGGAGGACCGAACGUGGUGAUCAGUGAACGGGAAAUUUAUGCAAUCAUGAUUAUAAUCAUCGCGCUCGAUGCCAACUCAGCGCCCCAACCCGGUCCUUCACUGACCGUCCGUUAUGGUACCAUUGCGGGCGCAGCGGGGCGUUCAUGAAUGUGAAUGAUCAAUAAACGCUCCGGGAAAGCAUCAUUAUGUGACCGAAUCGUAUCACGAUGAGUGUCAUUUCUAGCAUGGUUGGAGCAAAUGGUUCUGAAUUGCCGUACAACAAGCGCUUAAGCACCUUUUGUAAUGUCAAAUUGCAUAACUUCAGAGGCAUGCAACGCUGUACAAUCAUCGGGAGAAAACCACCGUUUCAGUAAAAGUAAAAGAGCUAAACUUUACCUUCCCACUACAUCUCUACAAUCACUGCUCAACGGUGCCAGAACCAAUCAAAUUAACACUUACGCAUGUAUUAAUAAACCAUCCCACCCGAAGCGUGAACUGCGUUCUAACACACGCUCAAUUAUGACUCACUUUACUUUGAGGUUAAUUGCAAGCCAUCAGGCAAGAACAUUAAUCAUGUUUGGUUCGCGUCGGAGUGGCUUGUACCAAUCGCUAUAACCGUACCAAUCGCUAUAACCAGUCCAGUAACACAGUGUGCCGUGCUCGAUGAAAAGAAUUCUCCUCCCGCUUCGAAGUUGCAAGGGUGCACUUUCUUGCUUGUACUUGAGGAAAUAAAGUCUUUUCGCAGUUCCACUCCCACUUCGAUCCCACGGCUACGACUGCACUGAAGAAGCUGCUUAUCCGAUGAAUGGAAUAAACACCGGAAAGCCGCCAAGUGCCGCCUCUCCCCCGGACUACUCACGACAGCAGUUCCUGCGAUGCUUCCGACCACUUCACAUUCUAUCAAGCACGUUCGCUUUGUGGCCGUUCGGUGGCUGGUCCUCACGUUUUAGCCGUUGCAGCACACUGUACGUGCUGGCAGUCGUGACAGCGUACAGUGCGUUUCAUCUUUACAUUAACUACACGGACGCGUACAGCGUUGGAACGGGCGAGGAUGGUGGCAAACCCGGGCCCGAUUCAACGCCAACGGUCGACCGGCAGCAACAGGUCGAAGCGAACUUUGUAUCGAUAGUCAUCGAUGUCUACAACCGGUACUCGGGCUUGAUACUGUUUUGGUUGCUCACUGCUGACAUUUAUCUGCCUGCACAUGACAUUCGUUUUUCUCUGCAUCGGAUUUGCCGAAUGGUACAACUGCAUCAUGUACAUGAGCGAUUUCAUCCACCAUUGCAUCUUUUUGACAAAAACCGUCUCCAGCUGAUCAACGAUCUGCUCGUCGAGCUGACCGCUUACGGCACCGACGAGGAGCAGGCCCAUUACGAGCGCUUUCGACGUGACGCGAAGCCUCCGGAUAGGGGCGAAACCGUCUCCACCACGCUGGAGCUGUUGAGUGAAAUCAGUUCAGCCACCGCCAAGCCGCAUCAUCAAUCGCGAACCGGCCCAAUCGAACGCGCGGCCAAUGCAAACACGACCGCGCCGCAUGAACCAUCCAUCCCUCGGGGUGGUGGGCGAUGGCAUAAAAUCAAGCGGCAGCAGCAUAAAAUAAUUACGGUCAACCAGGCUGCUCCAUCGGUGGUGAUGCCGCCGCGAACGCAAAAAACACCACUACCGGACCAAUUUCCGCUGCUCGUUGCCAGCCUGCUCCGAGCGGCGGACCACUUGCAGCCAACAGCGUGCGAGCGCCACAUCAGAGCGAAAAUAAUUAAUGACAUAAAAAAUUUAUACACACAUUUGCAUUUAUUAUCGCUGAAUAUUAAUAAAGCGUACGGGGCGCAGUUGAUUUUCAUCCUGAUGACGCUGUUCGUAACGCUCACGACGCUGCUCUACUACUGCACGAUGAAACUUUUUCGGCAAGUAUUGUAUAUGCUGUGGUUGGGUCAGUGGGUAACACCGGCCGAGCUGCUGCCAACCUUCUGGGAGGUCUUGAGUACGCUCUCGUGGGCAUUCAUAUCGACGUUUCGCAUUCUGCGCAUCUGCAACGUGUGUAAUUCGGCAAAAAACGAGGCCCAAAAAAUAGGCAGCCUCAUACAUGGACUGGGCUGGAAAACAAAUUGCCCCGACACGAAAUCGAUGGUGCGUCUGCUUUCGCUGCAGCUACAUCAACAGCGGAUCGAAUUCACCGCCAGUGGUCUGUUCACCAUCGAUCAUGGGCUAAUGUUUAAUAUCGUCGGGUCGCUUGCAACGUACCUUCUGAUAUUGAUACAAUUCGAUAUCGCACAAAACGGCGCCAAAUGGAAGACGGAACUGCGGGCUCCACUAGUCUGAAAGCGGCCACCCCUCGUCAUUGUUUCGGUGCAAUACGAACAUUGGAGAUGUUACGAAGCUCCCCAAACAGUACCUCCCUAUCCCUAUCACCACCUGUCAUUGUGAUAAACGACACCAAGGAUCAAAGCACCAGCCGCAUCGGAAUUCAUAAUCCAUACCAAACCUCCGGCCACGGGAUCUUUGCAUUGUAUGUGUACUUGUACCGAAGCGUGUACCGUACAAACUAUUUGUUGUCCAUCUAGAAAUACCAGCGCAACAACGGCGUUUGCCUUUGCUGGCAGCGGCAAAUACUCCAACGUCCGGAUAAGAUGCGAUUUUAUCCAGCCCGAAUGCGCACUACAGCACACGCACCCGCACACAGGCAAACCAAUGCACAUUGUGGCGGAUUUAAUCUCGAUGAUAAACGUUUGACCCGUGCGUUCCCGGUGACCGCCAAGCAAACGCCAGGGCCAGGGCCCUCAGAGGGAGCUUCGUGGGGUGUUUGUGUAAACUGGCGCAGCAUUGAAAGGAGAUGCCCGAUGUUUCAAGCGACACCAAUUUACGAGGAAUGUUUUGAAGAAGUUUGCAAACGCUUUGUGCUGUCAACGGUAUCACGUUUUAUAAUCGUACGAUUUAGGACGUGUCAAAGGUGGAACGGGAAAGUAGAUAACUCUUUCUAACAGUUUGUUAUUGUUUAUUUUAUUGCACAGCUGUUUGCAAAUGGGAAUAAUAUAGGCGCUUUUUGCUUAAAAUUUCAUGUGCAUUGGUCGUAAUAUGAAGGAGAAAUAUAUUAAAUUUGCUAACAC
Messenger RNA from Anopheles arabiensis, 3680 nucleotides. RefSeq lists its product as uncharacterized. Gene Ontology annotation, cellular component: axon; membrane; dendrite. Lineage: Eukaryota; Metazoa; Arthropoda; Insecta; Diptera; Culicidae. The coding region runs from base 1378 to 2895 and encodes 505 amino acids. Gene Ontology annotation, biological process: sensory perception of taste. The record is from RefSeq and is a predicted model, not a curated record. The transcript has 9 exons.